Messenger RNA from Raphanus sativus (radish), 1092 nucleotides. RefSeq lists its product as uncharacterized. Gene Ontology annotation, molecular function: DNA binding. Gene Ontology annotation, cellular component: nucleus. Gene Ontology annotation, biological process: DNA recombination; DNA repair; DNA replication. The record is from RefSeq and is a predicted model, not a curated record. The transcript is spliced from 9 exons. The coding region runs from base 1 to 1092 and encodes 363 amino acids. NCBI's taxonomy places the organism in Eukaryota, Viridiplantae, Streptophyta, Magnoliopsida, Brassicales, Brassicaceae.
AUGAGGCUUUUGAUCGAGCUACGUGACCAUAGUAAUGUCAAGAUGAUGUGUACUCUGUGGGGUGGUUAUGCUAAACAAGUAUACGACUACAGUAUGAGUAACAUGUCCAUAAUGAUUAUUUGUAUUAUCAGGUUCUGUUCCGUUAAAGAGUGGAAAGGGGUUUACUCCAUAUCUAGCGGUUUUAAUUCCACCCACAUUUUGCUAAACCCAAUGUGUUCAUUGGUUGAUGAGUUUAAAUUGUGUCUUCCUGAUGAUUCACUUGCUAUUACAAACAAGGAUAGUAGCCAAUGGAGUGUUGCUAGUUCUACAUCUGUUGGGACUUUUGUCACCACGGGGACUAUUGAAAACAUAGAUACUGAGCGUGGUUGGCAAUAUCUAAGUUGCAAAUACCACAACAAAAAAGUUAUGCCUACAACCAAUAUUGAUGAUGAGAACCGUCUCUUGUUCUACUGCAAUACAUGUGAUAAAGAACACAUUGAUGUCAUUCCGAGGUUUAAAUUAAUUGUCCACGUUAAAGACGAUACCAGUGAGGCAACUUUUCUUUUGUUUGAUGGCAAUGCUCAAGUGCUUGUGCGUCGUUCUGCCGCUGAACUCUAUGAUGAGAAUCUAGAUGAAGACUUGUUACCAGAAGCAGUUAGCGACCUUUUUGGCAAGAGAAUCCUUUUUGAGGUUUCAGUUGAUGCUUAUAACAUCAAAGGAAAGAGCUCUCAGUAUGUUGUUCGAAUUGCUACUGCUGACCGUGAACUGAUUGAGGAAUUUUCUGCUUUGCCACUUAAACAGGUCCUAAUGCUGCAGUCUUCAGAUGAUAUUUCUUCUGGUUCAGGUGGUUUAUCAGGAACUCCAUUGUCUAAAAGAAAAAGCCAAGAUGAACAACAGAGUAGCCUAGAGGAUCAACAUUCCAUCAAGAUCUAUAUCAUGGCAGGAAACAAGGAUCUCAAAAUGAAGGCUCCAAUGGUUGAAGACUAUGGUUCAACCGUUAAAGAGGCAUUCAAGAAAGGGCGUCUGGAGACAACUCAGCAUUACCGAGCCAAGCUGUUUAUGUACAAGCAACUACAAGAGGGUCUCAUGAAGAAACAUGAUGCAGAGCUUUAA